Messenger RNA from Dioscorea cayenensis subsp. rotundata (Guinea yam), 1230 nucleotides. RefSeq names its product protein TIC 21, chloroplastic. The record is from RefSeq and is a predicted model, not a curated record. NCBI's taxonomy places the organism in Eukaryota, Viridiplantae, Streptophyta, Magnoliopsida, Dioscoreales, Dioscoreaceae. Bases 58 to 903 code for a protein of 281 amino acids. The transcript has 5 exons.
CCAAACGUCUUUUUCUCUCGCACGCGCGUGAGCUUCCCACGUGUGAUCAAGAGCGCGAUGCAAACGCUCCUUCUCCCCCGCCCCGCUCUCCACUCCCUCCGCCAGCCGCCGCCGCCGCCGCCACACCCUGCCGCUUGCCGGCCCCAAAUCCUCGCCCCCUCUUCAGUGCCCUCUUCUCUAUCCUCUCACCGCCUCCGAUGCCCCUCGCCUCUUCUCCUGCCUCGACCUUUUCCCUCCUUCUCUCCUCUUCGCGCCGCCCCUGCAUCUCCCCCUCCUUCCGGGUUCUCAGCUCCUGAUGAAGACUCUGAGAAAGCCAAGCUCUCUUUGGUUUCUAAGAGGUUGGAGAGUACCUCUAGAUACUUCAAGCGAUUGGGUAGUUUAGGGUUUUGGGGACAGCUAGUGUGCACUGUUGUGGCCGCGGGGAUCUUAUCAUUCUCUGCAGUUAUUACUGGGAAGGUUACUUCACCAGCCACAUUUUAUGCCACUGCUGGUGGUAUUGCUGCAGCAUUUGUAUCUGUCUUUUGGUCUUUUGGUUACAUCCGCCUGUCUGAAAGACUUCGAAGAACCGCCAAUGAACCUUCAAAGGCCCCUCCUCGGGCUGAAGUUGUUAAAAGCUUGAAAAAUGGCAUAGUAGUUAAUCUUCUUGGAUUGGGUGCUGCCAUAAUUGGGAUGCAAGCAACAGUUGGAUUAUUGGUUGCAAAGGCCCUUACUACGUCAGCAGUUCCAUAUUACCAAGGAAUACCCCCUGGACAGAGUCCUGUUUUAGCCCUAGAUGUUUUCUUGGUGCAGGCAUCGGCCAACACUAUACUGUCGCACUUCUUGGGACUUGUUUUCUCCUUGGAACUCCUACGUUCCGUUACAUUGCCAAAUUUGGAAGCCAUUCCAAUCCCUAGAGCUGCAUAGCUUUCUGCUUUUCGGAACUGCUUCUCAGUGACCACUCAAAGUUAUUAUUCUCGUAUGGUGUCGGUUUAUCAUCAUAAUGCAAGUUUACUUUGUUCCAGACAUGGGAGUUACUUUGCUGCCUGUUAAGUGGUGUACUACUAUGAGAAUUUUUGAAGUAAACGUUGUUUGGAUUGAUUGAUAAAACAGUGUAUAUGAGCUUUUCCAGAUGGGUAUAUUUUGUAAGAAUGCCAACUGAUGUUCAUGGACCAAAUAAGUAGUUACAUUUCAUUCAUUGAGGAACUUGGAUCUCAAGAAAAGGAAUUAUAUGCCAAUUUCUGCCAUGAGCCA